This is a messenger RNA of Caenorhabditis sp. 36 PRJEB53466, 8741 nucleotides long. The record is from the annotation of a GenBank genome assembly. NCBI's taxonomy places the organism in Eukaryota, Metazoa, Nematoda, Chromadorea, Rhabditida, Rhabditidae.
AUGGAGGCAUGCAGUAGCAGAACAUCGCUGCAUCAAUCGCCGUUGCGAACGAUUCCGAAAGUGAGUCAUUCGACUGACACGUGUCCCCUUGAGACCACUUUUCACGGUUUCCCAGGAAAACUAUUUGAAAAACAUCAAAAUCCAGGCCAAAACCUUCAAAUCGAAAUAACUCAGCGAAUUCUCAACAAUAUGCGAUAUUUCUGUUACCAAAACGUAGUUAGUGCUCUAAUUAUUCGAAUUCAGGUCCAAGGCAUAUUAAAAAUAGGUGUAUUGUACAGGAAACAUGGUAAGAACGCGAACUCCCGUUGUAAAUUAAUUAAUCGGCCGCCGCGUAAAUCGACACAGCCCGCCAGUUGCGAGUGCGCCCCAUUGAAAUCAUUCCCUUUCCACUUUCAGCUUCGACUCUGCGCAAGUGUGAGCAGUGAAGAUGUGGCACGAUGCCAUCUCACCGAUCAGCACUUUCAAAUCGAGGGAAAAAACUACUCGAGGAGCGUGUUCGAUCACGUCUUCCGACCCGAAUCCAGUCAGGAAGACGUGUACGCGGCAUUCCUGACGGACACCAUCAAUUCAGUGUUUGCUGGGAAUGAUGCGACUGUUCUGGCGAUGGGAGCCAAGGCUAAUGGUUCGUUUUGGGCAUGCAAUAAACGCUAUUUUUAUGCUUGCAGGCAAAGACGAACGACUUUACGGAGACAGUGUGUCCCGAAACGGACUAAUUCAGAUGGCGAUCACGCAGUUGAUGAGCGCUUUGGACGAGAACAAGUACGCCUACUUACUUUUCACAUCUAUCUUAAUCAUUUCCGUUUCAGAGACCCCGAAGAGCGAGUGCAGGUACGUAUGUCGGCUGUGAUGGUAUCUCAGAAGGAAUCGACGAUCAAUGAUUUGCUUCGACCGUUCAACCCGGAUCCACGUCAUCGAGUUGUGAAGCUGGUCGACGACGCAAGAACGGGCGUUUUCAUUGACAAUGAGAGCGAAAUUCGUGUCGAGACCAUCGACGAAGCGCUUUUUUACCUGAGCACGGCGGUCGAUCAGCGCUUGAGCCGUGAGUUGGCAAUAUAUCUUCUCUCCCAACCUACAGCAUUUUUAGAAGACGAACAAGCGCAUCGGACGAGCCACGUGUUCAUCUCGCUGAGCCUGUACUCGUAUAAGAUGGGCGACAAAAUGCAGGGCGGCCGGCGGAGGCUCUGCUUUUUGGAUAUGGGCAUCGGUGAACGCAAUUCGACGAACGGAGGCAUGACGAUGCCCGCGUUGGGCAGUAUUCUACUGGCGAUGGUGCAGAGGAACAAGCAUAUUCCGCUGCGGUGAGUCUUAAGAAUGCCUGCCACGUGUCAGCACACGGAUCAUUAGCAGUCAAUCAACUUAACCUUUCCCCAAUUCCAUUCCGUCGGCGGAUGUGAGCGCUUGCGCAAAAGCGGGCCCAGUAAUUUAUUACUCGACUUUUUAUUGAACCAGUUGUCAUUGGGUGGGUGGGGGAGUGGGGGCCCGGUGGAUCCCUUCAAGACGGGCGCGACACUUCAAAGACAGCGAGCCGCACCAUCUCACACGGAUUAGAUGAAUUGGUGUCGUUUCCUGGGGAGGGGGCUUCUGAUGUUUUUCACGAGGAAAAACGAGGAGUGAUGACAUUGAGAAGGCGGUGAAGAGGGAUGAGAACAGGAAGUAGGGGGGUGAUGGAUGAAAUUACGGUAUGAAACAGGUUAGAUGAGAAAUUCUGAAACUUUUUCGCUAAAUUUCCCCGCUAGACAGUCCCAGAGCCCGCUUCAACUUUGCACUUGGAGCCAAUCAAUCAUCCCGUCUUGUGUCUCCCUCAACACUUCCAAAACCGCCCGUAUAAUAAAUAAACAGAACAACUCCCUCCCGCCUUUCGUUUAUACUUUUCUUCGAAACCGAUUCAUCAAACUUUUGAGAGGCGCGGUGCCGCCAAAAAGUUGUUCUUGGCGGGCGGUCCCUGGAGACUCAAAAAGGUUGUCUCGAAUGAAUUCCGCUGACCGCACACACAAAAUAAAUAACAAAUUGCUGCUGACGCCGCCAAGAACUUUUUGCUCCUGGGGAAUUCGCUUUGACAAGUGUCCCAUGUCUCAAGUGUGAAAGUAGAAAAGAGAGAAAACUGGACGGAUUUGUAUUGCAGGGACUCAUCAGUGUGCCAACUAAUCAGAUGUGCGCUCGCCACAUCACGCUUCACCACGUUCGUAUUCUCGUUCGGAACGAAGCCCGAUGACAACGAGAAUAUCACGCAGUUGGCGUGCAAAGUCGCCAGGACCCGGGCGAAGACUUUGGUGGGACACGGACGCAAGUCGGUUAAGGUGAGUAGUGUGUACCUGAAAGCCCAGAUUGUAGCACAGUACAGUUCGCUUUCUUCUCAACCAGAACUAGAAUCCAGUUGCCGCCGGUUAACCUAAAUAUCGCGCGGCAAACAUAAUACCAUAAUCGAAAUUUGAUCCUCUUUGUAUGUACAUGAAGAAAAAACAUCCUUCCCCUCCCUCCCUCUACAGGCGAUAUUUCCGCAAAGAUCUAACUUCAGAACUUCUCAUCUGGAGCCUCCGACGCCACCUCAUCUGGCACCGACUCGCGACCUCAACGACGCUUCGAGCUGGAGAGCGGAUCCGAGCUGAGCGCCGCCGAAACCGUCAUUUUCAUAGGACCUUCCUCGAGAACAGCCUCGCCGGCUUCGAUGACAAGUGAGUUUGUGGGGAAGAUUAAUCGACUGCGAUCUGAUUUACGAGCCACAUUCCUUGCGAUAUCUCUUCUCGCCGCACACAAGUCCCACAUCAUUAUUAUCAUUAUUUUGUGCGGAAGGAGCCGCUGGCGCCCUCGGGUUUAUAGAUUUUUGAGUGGGUAUGAGUUGAGUUGCUCUUUUAUCGAGAAAAAAGUACCGUAACUCGUAUCACACCUAAAAUUCUGAACGCCUACAAGUUCGAUUUUGCCCUGAAAGUGAACGUUUUUCUAUUCUUUCAUCUGAGAUAAUCCAAUCGGACUGAAAAGUGGACUGGAGAGAAUCCAUACCAAGACUGAUAAUCAUAGGACCUGACCUUCCAUAGUUCAGGCUUCAAAAGCCGUUUACCCGAGGGGUUCGUCUUAAGCAUAGGAAAAGUUACCGUACUUUUUGGUCUUGCCACUUUUCCCUUUUUCCAUCUCACUAUCGUCUGUCCCCAUUUUAUCAGUGCACAAAAGAGCUAAACAAUGUCGUUCGAGUGCGAUAAUUUGCCCGCCAUGUGCUCAACUCAACACUCUUGUUUUUAUCCUUGCUCUUGCCACCUGAUGGUCUCAAUGAGGUGAUAAUCCAAUUGACGCUUUUUUGUCGGUACUCGCACACACACUCUACUUUCUAAUUAACCCGCCCCCGCACUCUUGACCCUCCUCCUGCAAAAAAGUGUUUAGUGUGACUCCUUUCGGUCCAAAGCAGUCGAGAGUUGAGACAGAAUCACUCUCAAGUGACACGUCUUUUUGCGAGUUUUCGGGCGUUUCGGAGACCAUCAUCCAUCAUUUCUCAGUUCUUCUUCGCUCUCCUGCAUGUGUCUCUUUCUCCCGUGUCACAAACCCUCCAUUGCUUUUCCGCUUUGUCCCGUAGUAUCACCAGUUGUUAAAAGUUAGUUAGGUACUUGGAAGUCGAUAAAACUAGUACUAGUACUGGCUAGUAGCUAGUCGCAAGACACAACACGUCCAUAAAAUGAGCGGUGGUAUCUUGAUCCGAUGCUCUCCGCACCGCCCAGAUUGCCUGUGAGAUUGCCGAGAAUUGGCGGUAAAUCGACGGACCCCCCCCCCCCUCGAUUGUAAACAUUGGCGAGUGGUGGUGGUCCUGUGCACAGAGCCAUCCCCUCCACGACCAUAAAACACCUCGCUCUCUGCGGCCGGCUCAUCUCCUUUUCAUCUUUGGAGAUUAGACAGAGUUGCGUAGGCUCUACACACUUUUGUAUUCCAUCCUAUUCCACAUUGUACAUAUCUCUUUUCUCACCAGAAAAUGUUGCUAUUUGAACGGGUCUCAGGUAAUUUCUUGGUUUUUCACAAGUUUCUAUGAAUACGAACUCGAUACUUUUUUGUCAGAACAAUCAAUUUUUGCAGUGCCAUCCACGCCAACUUCAGUCCGUCCACUGCACAGAACCACAAGAAGCAACGGCUCCGGUGAGCCCAUCAACAAACCCUUGACUAUCGAGACAAAGGUGAGAGGAUUUUUUUGAGGAUCUGUGAAAAACCAACCUUUCAAACAUGUUGCCAAGUAGUAAGAAAUCAAUGGGUGAGACUUGCUCCUUUCCAAAAAUUGUCUGACUUCUGAGGCCUGUAACUUAAGAACCAAUUGUUAUUUUGAAAUGUGUCCAACUAAAAGGUUGUAGCACAUUUUUUGCGAAAGAACUUUGUAAUUGAUGACUUUGUUGGAAAACACGUCAGUCACAAGGCACACGCUGAACACUGACCAUGGGCACUUAUCCAUACCGUAUGCGCCAUAUGGCUCCGGCUCAUGCUUUUGGCUUUUGCUCUUUUGUCGGUAGCCCAAUGAUACACAGUGUCAACAUAGCCACCUUUGUUCUCGCCUAAAGUACCCCCUCCCCCCGGGCGGCCAUCAUUAUAACAAUCCUUCCGGUGUUCGCUUGCUCUCUGUCUCUGAAGCGGAAACACGCUGGCGAAGUGUCAAAGAGGCGCGGUGUGUCCAAUUAAAAGAGGAAGAGAGCAAACAUGUGAAGAGAUUCCGCCAGAAACAUCCGAGUGUGGUGCGUGUUAGUGCAACUUGAUACGCUCGCCCGGCGGUGUUUUUGCCAUGAUACUAUGUAGUUUUUAUUUUCAUUUUAUUAUUUGAGUGACCCUACUACGCAAUACUUGUGUUUGCUCUGGUCCUUUUGAAAGGAGUGGUCAUGUUUUGCGGUGCUACAGUUGUUGCUUUUGAGAAAUGACGUGUAAGGAAAAAAUAAUUCCUUUCCCAUCCAUGUCUCUUACGUGUCGCCUCAUAAAUUUCGCGGGUCCGGCACACCUUUCAAGAGCGCAUCGCCGGCCCGUAUCAUCAUCUCAAAACCAUAAAAAGUGGUGGCGCAACAAGCGCACUUUUUCAUCUCGCCGCCCUUCUUCCCCAUCUAUUGUUUUCUCACAACAACACGAGUGGCUUUCUUCGCACCUGUUCCAUUCUAUUCCGUUCCGAAUGGGUACUUUCUGGUUGGCUCCCCCGUUUCACAUCGAGAUAGGUCAUUUGGAAUGUAAUAUAAACUGCGUUGGCCGUCGCCGGAAGACGGGACGACCCCAUUUUCUCGCCCGGGGGCCCGUCAAAUGUAAACAAUUUGUAUGUACAUCCCCGCUUUUGAAUUGAGAGUGGGCGGAGCUGCGAACAGUAGGAGAGUAUGAUUUGAGCCAAUUAAUUUUAAGGCUGCUGCAAUAGAGUCAUUCCCCCAGUUCGAGUACCGCUAUUACAGUAUUCCCAGCGGUACCACCACACCUGUUAGGGCAGUCUCUGUUAGUUCUCGUCGUUUAGGGCAGGCUAGGGUACCUUCCAUAAAAACCUCCGAACUUGUGUUGGUCUGGUCGUCUUCCUCUUGUUUUUACGAUUGUUUUCCUCACCACGCGUGUUGUACAUACUAUCAGAUCAGCCGUAACUGUUUCGUUUCCGUUUCCAUCCACUUUCUGUGCAGUUUUAGUGUUCGUAACUUCUCCAGAAAACGUUCUCCACUUUCCACUUUCAACUCUCUCCCCCCCAGCCAUAACAUUUUAUGAUAAAAUGCACCCGAUUUUGCAGAGCUCGCCGACGCACGCGUGCCACGACGGCUGCAUCCACUCGAUUCCGCCAAUGCUCCGCGGCCACACUCCGUUCCUGUCGGCCUCUCUGAAACUGUACGACGAGCUGUGCUCACCGCCCGGAUCCUCCAGAGCGACGUGCUCGCCGAACGCGUUCGGCGGAAAUACUGCAGAGGUACGCGCCGCCGAUUUGUUUAGACUGCUCAUGAGUUUGGAUGGAAAGGUGUCCGAUGACAGUGGAGGUGUCACGGAUCACACAGAGCGUCUCGGCAAAACAAACUCGCGAAGUUCCAACUUUUUCAUUCAUUUCAGAAACGCGACGACUUUGGCAUCAUGAUUGCUCAGCCUGCUAUUCCGCUGAUGAAGGCCAAGUCCAAGUGAGUAGUUUUGUUGAAAAUUUGGGAAUCUAUAUAUUUCGGCUGCUGGUAGAGCUUUCGAACAAUUGUCAACUAAUAGAAUGUUCAUUAAGACAUUUUCUACAUUUUACUAGUCGACUACUUUUUGAUAUCUCUUCUGGCAGCCACGAUAAAUUGCUUUGAACCGAUAAGGUAGUUGACAUUUUAGUUAAGUACCCGUAUUAGCAGGAGGUUAGGACGUAUCGGUGGCUAGAACGUUAAUCUAAGGAACGUUUUUAAUUAAAUAUAGACUAUAUAGUUUGGUCCAUAUUGUCACAACCCUAGCCAACAUAGACACAAUAUAGUUAGCUGGAUAGAUAUAAUCUCCCCCAGCGUGCUGCCACAGCUGAUAUCUUCCGGUGAUAAAGUGAUACACACGCACACGAAUCAACUCGAUCAUUACGGCUGUCAAGCUCUGAGUGCAUCUUCCUCUUAUUCUUCUCAUCUUUCUCUCUUUCUAUUUCUAUUUCGCAUUCCGUUUUAAAUGCGUUUCGAACGCACACACACACACAAAUACACGCUUGGCAGCCGGGUGGCACAACACUCUUCUCUGCUCCCACCGAACUUUUAUUCUUCUUCUUCUUCUUCUUCUGAGAAGAUCUGAACUUUGAGAGAUGCCUCAGACUUCAGCCCUUUUUGAGAUUCAACAAUCUCAAAUCACUUUUAUCGAGUACAUCAAGUACACGUGGCAGAGAUUGAUGUAGGUGUGGGUUCUGUUAGGAUAAACUGGGCUUAUAGGCUAUAGAAUAUGGGCUCAACUUUCAAUUGUUAUAGGUACAACUUGGACGACGGCAAAAUGAAGCAGAUCAUGCAGUGGAUGGAGACUUCCGAACCUCCGCAAGCCCUCUUCUCUUCGCCGUGCUAUGAGAACGGAGCCACGAGCGUCGAAGAGCUGCGAGAAUGUCCGGCGAUAUUGUCGCAUCCGUUGGAGGACAUCAUCGAGAUCGAAGAGGAAUCGAUGCGAACUUCGACAGCAACGACGGGAUGUUCGAAGAGAGAUCAUCCGCUGCGGAUUCUGAGCAAGCAGGACUUGAACAUGGAAUCAGAGACCAAGGAUAAGGUGAGUGGCGAAUAACCGGCAGCUGUUGGACUCUUGUUAAUUGCAGCAGGAAGAAAGUGAACUCGAAAGAGCGAUGGCCGCCUCGCUCUCCUCCAUGAAAUCCCAUGAUAUUCUGGCGAAGUUGGAAGCGAUGCGCAAUGCGCAGAAUGGAAACGGAGCAAUGAUUUCGCAGAGCUCGAAUACCGACAUGGACGUGUCGGAGAUGGAUGUGUACAGAAGGGCGAGUCAUUUGGAGGAGUACGCAAUGCAGAGAGUCAAGGAAAUUGAGGAGAAUAAGCAGAAGAAUAAGAAUAAAAAGGUCAAGUUGGGACUCAAUUGUUGUCAACAGCAGAGCAUGAUCUCUUCCGGAAGCACCGUCGUCAAUUGGAGCGAGAUUGAGAAGAAAAAGUGAGUUUGAGAAACUUCUAGAAACUAUUGGAAACAAACUCUUUUUGCUUUCAGAGAAAGAGAACGAGAAGCCAAGGAAGAGGAGAAACGAAAGGAAGUGCUACGCGAACGACGGGCUCAGCUCAAAAUCAAAGAGCUCGAGAUCAAACAGGAGAGGAAUUUGAUCGACAAAGAACUCGACGACAAGAAAGGAAUCACCAGCUCGAUCGCCCGCCAACUCCAACACUUUUCCCUGUCGCCGUGCCGUGGAGGACGUACACAUCGCUCGGUGUCAAACCAUCGCAUCGAUCCGCCCAAUGCAUCGCUCCCAUCCACUCCUACCAUGUCCCACAAGAAGAUAUUCGGAGGAAGUCUGGCAAAGCUCAAUGGAGCGGCUCCACCUUCUCCGUCACUUGGACACCAUCAAAGUCUUCCGAGACAUUCGAAACUUCCGACUGCAGUUGAUGGACAUGGAAGACGACUCUCUUCGGAGAGGAAAUCAAGCAAAUCAUCUUCACGGACUAUCAACGCAAGUACGAGCUCGAGGGAACGAAGAUCGAGUGGUGGAAGUGGGGAACUGCACUGGCGAAGCCCUUACGCCCAGAUGACGUCACCGAAAGCCUACGGAGGUCCAGGAACGUCAUCUUCUGGAAGAGGUUCAAGUGCUCCUGGCUCGGACUUUGAAGCCACCGCCGUCUCGGCCGCUGCCACGUCGACAAACGGAACGAUGCCAAGAUCCAAGAGACAAAGCUAUUCGGCCUCUUCUGGCUACGAGUCGGCUUCCAACGACUAUCAUAUUUAUUGUAAGUUUGGAAAAAGAAAGAUAGAGUGUUUGAAUGUUAAUUCUGAUUUUUGCAGCCACCCCGAACAAGAAAACCGCCAAUGUUUUCGACAAGAAAAAGAACGAAGAGAAGCUGUCGCUGGUCCGACAAGCGGACGAGAUCCGUCACCGCCAACGACUACUCAAGAAGGAGCUCGAAGAAGCGAAACGAGCGAUCGGGCAAGAAGACGAUGCAAAGUAAGACAGGAACUCCGCCUGAAUACAUGAAACUGAUGGUGUCCGGUUCAGAAUGAUUGCCAAUUCGAAUGAUCAACGACUGAACGGGUUGAGUCGAACGACGAUGAUCGACGCGAUGCUCCAGGAGAACCGGAUUCUCGAGAAGCGUCUCGUCGCCUGCCGCAAUCACUCGAUGCUGGUCACCACUUUCAUUUGA